This is a messenger RNA of Telopea speciosissima, 1486 nucleotides long. Its product is annotated as protection of telomeres protein 1b. The record is from RefSeq and is a predicted model, not a curated record. Lineage: Eukaryota; Viridiplantae; Streptophyta; Magnoliopsida; Proteales; Proteaceae. The coding region runs from base 12 to 1409 and encodes 465 amino acids. Gene Ontology annotation, molecular function: telomerase inhibitor activity; G-rich strand telomeric DNA binding. The transcript has 10 exons. Gene Ontology annotation, biological process: telomere capping; regulation of telomere maintenance via telomerase. Gene Ontology annotation, cellular component: chromosome, telomeric region; nuclear telomere cap complex.
GGGAGGUAGAAAUGGCGAGGCGACAUGAUGACUACAGAUUUCUUAAGAUAAGGGAUGUAAUUGGUGCUAUCAAUCAGAAAGUAAACCUGAUGGGGGUUGUGGUUGAGUUUAGUAUUCCCAAGCAGAGCAGAGGAACUGAUUAUUUCUGCAAGCUAAAGAUAGUAGAUGAAUCAUGUCAAAGUUCUGGGAUUACAGUUAAUAUUUUUGCUGAAAACAUGGAGAAGCUGCCUCACAUUGAAUCCGAUGGAGAUAUAAUUCAGUUUUUUCACGUUGUGAUUAAAGCUCAUCAUGGGGAGGUGUAUGCUCUUUUCAACAAAAAGUUCUCUUCAUUUGCUCUAUUUGAAGGGAAAUCGGGUAAAAACUUCAUCCCACAUCAAGUUUCUCCAAAAUACCACAGCAGAGAUGAUGAUAAAAAAUUCAUAGCCGGUUUAAGGACAUGGUUGCUCAAUUUUCAACAUGAUGCAGGAACAAGUAAAGCUUUUUCAUUGAGUGAGAUCAAGGAAGGACAUAACUUUGAUUUAGUUUGCAAGAUCCUUCAUGUCUGUGAAGUUUCAAAAGAUAACUGGAUGCUUUUUUUGUGGGAUGGUACUGAUACGCCUCCUCUAAGUAUCCAAACAAAGCUAGAAGAUGAAAUGGAGAAUCCGCUUCCUUUACAGUUGGAAUCUUUACCUUUGCCAAGGGAUGUUUUAUGUACAUUUCCUUCUAUUGGGACUAUCUUGAGGGUGCCUAUUGACCAAGAGAAAGAAAAGCUCGGCCUACACUUGAUAGGUAGUGGUAGGUGGAUGAAGUUUUCUAACAUAAUCAGCAAGGAGCAAUCAGGGCUAUGGCAGGGCAUGCUGUUGCCUUCUACCUGGCUGCAAUACUUGUCAAAUGAGGAUAACAUCGUAAUACACCGACAACGGUUUUCCGAUGAGCGGGCAUCAUCUAAAUGGGAGAAAAUGCCUUUGUCAAGCUUUCCUUGGCCUUCUCGUGUUACAGAGACUGAUCAUGAGCAUGUGCCAUUUGUUACAUUAAUGGAUGUCCUCACUUAUGCAGAGGUUACAGCCAAAUUUAAGUGUGUUGUUCGUGUGCUAGCAACAUAUCCCUGUAGAGUUGAGGAUUUCCGUAGCCCCCAUGGUGUAUAUAGGAUAAGGUUGACCUUGGAGGACCCUACUGCAAGGAUCCAUGCAUUUUUGUAUGCUGAGGAUGGGGAGACAUUUUUUGAUGGCUUCCCCUCUUUUGACGUACUGAAGAGGAAGCGAAAUAAAUUGCUUGGAAUAACUGAGAGAGACGAUGGGAAGGAAGUCGAGAUGGCUCUUAGAAAUCCUCCAUGGGUGCAGUGCUGCAUAAAAUCUUAUUACCUUGAUAAAAGAGACAUAUGGGGAAGUAGGCACUUCAGAAUAUUCGGCACCAGGAUAGUACUAAACUGAGUGGAUAUCAGUAGUUCAAUCUUAUAUUUUGAAAUGGAUUAUGAUCUUGCACCUAGGUUACACUUCUGUAUGUAAAA